This is a messenger RNA of Penicillium egyptiacum, 1218 nucleotides long. Lineage: Eukaryota; Fungi; Ascomycota; Eurotiomycetes; Eurotiales; Aspergillaceae. The record is from the annotation of a GenBank genome assembly.
AUGACGGACAAGCUACCCCCGCCACUUUUGGCACUAUUCCAGCCCCGUCCACCCCUUCGAUAUCUGCCUCCAAGCGAUCGCGCACCAGAUGACUGCCAAAAGAGCACUAUCUCUGGAGUUUCCCAGUUCCUGGCCGAUGCUAAAGCUUUCGCUGAGGAAGUUCCCUACAAUGCAACCGAAAGCGUGAUGCAGCGCAAAUUGCGCGAGAAAGUUGAGAAGAAAGAGAACCUAGAGAAGCAGAUAGCGGAAGGACUGCAAAACUACAAUCCGGACAAAGAUCCUCAAGUUCGAGGUGACCCAUUCAAAACCAUCUUUGUUUCACGUCUCAGUUAUGAAACCAAAGAAGCCGACCUGGAACGAGAGUUUGGCCGAUUCGGUCCCAUUGAAAGAAUUACCAUUGUCAAAGAUACAGUAUCAGACAAGAAAAAGAAACCCCACCGAGGCUAUGGAUUCGUCGUGUUUGAGCGCGAGAAAGAUAUGAAAGGUAUCACCACCACGCCAAUUUACUUGGCACUAAACUCACUUGUUUAUCUGUCUUGUGCGGCCUACAAAGACACAGAGAACUUCAGUAUCAGAGGACGACCAGUCGUGGUGGAUGUCGAGCGUGGCCGCACCACCAAGGGGUGGAAGCCCCGUCGCCUUGGUGGCGGCCUCGGAGGGCGCGGAUACACCAAGGUCCAGCCUCGCGGUGGGCUUGGUUUCAACGCACCAUCUGGACCGGGAGGCGGAUUCCGCGGGGGCUUCGGUGGCAGAGGUGGAGGUUACCGUGGAGGAGGUUUCCGCGGUGGCGGUGAUCGCUUUGGCGGUCCUCGCGGCGGUAUCGGAUACCAGGGCAACCGUGGCGGCUUCGGUGGACAGGCUCCCCCUAACGCGCCCUCCGGCCCUGGCGGUGGACGCAGCGGAGGUUUCAGAGGUGGUGGCUUCGGCGGUGACCGCGGUGGAGGCAGAUUCGACCGUGGUGCAACCGGCAGCAAUUCGGAGCCUGUGCGGCCUAGAGAUAGCUAUGCUGACCGUGACCGCCGCGACUAUGACCGCGAUGACCGUUACAGAGAUCGUGAUCGUGACCGCAUGGGAGACCGCAAUGGAGACCGAUUCCGGGACCGGGACCGUGAACGUGGUGACAGGUAUGGCGGCGGCGGCCGGGAGGAUUAUGGACGCAAGCGAAACCGUGAGGAUGAACCCGGAUACGAUGACCCCCGUUCCAGGAGAAGGUACUAA